AUGAACCGCGCCCAGCUCGAGGAAUACGAUCAGUUCCUCCUCGAAGAGGACUGGGACAUUUACUACUGGGCUACCCAGGAUCCCAAAGAUCUCGCCUCUCUCGCCUCACGCGGCGAAGCUGCCACCUCCCCAUCCUCCUCCUCGGCCGCAUCCACUCCCGCCGGCCAGCCCGCGGCUACCGAAGACUCAUACAAGCGGGAACCCGUCCCCGGCGAAUGGGCCCGCAUAGCGGGUAACUUUGAAGCUGGGUACAGGCCCGUUCCCGAACGUUGGCGGGACACGGAGCUGCUAAGGAAGCUACGACAACACGUCCUCGACAAGUCCGCCGGCGCCGAUGGCAACGGCGGCGGCGGCGGUGGAAUGUCUGCCCGACCUCUGCUCUUCGGCAAAGGUACGGAGAAGGACUAG
Molecule: messenger RNA, 408 nt
Organism: Parascedosporium putredinis
Lineage: Eukaryota; Fungi; Ascomycota; Sordariomycetes; Microascales; Microascaceae
Source: the annotation of a GenBank genome assembly